Messenger RNA from Esox lucius (northern pike), 1022 nucleotides. RefSeq lists its product as uncharacterized. Lineage: Eukaryota; Metazoa; Chordata; Actinopteri; Esociformes; Esocidae. Bases 27 to 1022 code for a protein of 331 amino acids. The transcript has 7 exons. The record is from RefSeq and is a predicted model, not a curated record.
UUCUUAAGUAAUUUCGUAUUGACACCAUGGCCGCACUGGAACCAUAUGCUGAUUUAAUUAAAGAUUUAUUUGAAACUGGCAAGACACAUGUAGAGAUUUCCACAACGCUGCAGCAGAUGGGUGUCCAGCGAUGUUCUGAAAUAAGUGUGAGAAGAUUCUGUGUUCAGCACAACCUUAAGCGAAAAAGACAUGUAUCGGACACAGAACUGGAGAGGGCUGUGGUUGGAUCAAUAUAUGAAACGGGCCCAUCUUAUGGCCGCAAGUUCAUGACUGGAUAUCUGUCUUCAAUGGGAGUGCAUGCAGGAGAAUGUCGAGUUGGGAAAAUCCUCAGAGAGAUUCAUCAGCCAUACCACGAAUUCCGACGUCAGGGUGCUCGUAAUCUAAAUCCCAUCCCGUAUCAUGCGGAAUAUAUGGGCCAUAAAAUUCACAUGGACCAAAACGAGAAGCUUGUGAUGUUUGGAGUGACACACGUCGUGGCAGUUGAUGGCUACAGCGGCAAAAUUGUUGCCAAUGCCACCAUGCCAGUGAAAAACAACCUUGUGAUUUAUGAGGAAGUUUACAGAUCUGCAGUGGUUAACCAUGGGAUGUGGGACCAACUCAGGGUCGACCAUGGCAGGGAGUUUUACAUGUGCUUGUACAUGCAAGAGAUGCUGUCAAGACAUAGACACAACCCUAGCAGGCCACCAUACCUUCAAACAACAUCAACAAGGAAUCUUCGAGUGGAAAGGAUUUGGCCCGAGGUGAACAAUCGCGUUAACUACCCAUUGAAACAGGCCCUGGUACACCUGCUGGACCAAGAAGUCCUCAACAUGGAGGACAAUAUGACUAAAUUCUGCAUUUCAAACCUGACAUGUCAAUUAAGCCAAAUUGGACUAGGCAGAGUGGUGCAAUCGUGGAAUGCACACAGGAUCCCAGGACGUGGGAUACCCAAUGAACUUGCAGCAGGUGACUGUCCAGCUAAAAUCUCUGAAGAGCUGCUGCCCAAUGCCUCUGUUGUGGCAAACAUAUUCGUAAACGAAUAA